CUAAGAAACCGUAAUCGAAUCCUACACAUUUUUGCUGUUAUUGACUACUGCAGGUAUUUUAAGUGAACAAAAAAGAAUAAUCAUCGUCAAAUUAUCAGAGAGUAAAAUCUACAAACAAAACAAGUGGUUAUACCUACCUAUACAUCCGAAAAGUUAUCUGAUAAAAUGUUAUUACGUAAGCAGCGAAGGUCAUUUAUUAUUGUUAGUACACAUAUGUACCUAAAACAAUGUGAUACGACAAGCUACUAGAAAUAAUAAAUAUGGAAAUAAGAAACUUAAAGCAAGCCGAAGAACUGCUUAUAGGAACAACACAAAAUGAAGCCAUCAUAGAUCACAUAAAUGAAGAAAUAGGCUCAUGGAAUUUACCUAACCAUGACGAUUAUCCAGAUCUGGUAUCAAAAAUAACUGACCUGUUUUACAAAUUGUACGUAAAAGUAUCUCCAGAUCAAAACAAUCACAGCAAGUUUGAAGCUUUACAAUGGAUUCUUUUUGACAAGAUCCAUGAUUUAGUCGUGCCAUGCAUCAAAGCGAAGUUUUUUCGAGAAGAUGAAAGUUUUUUUGAUCGGUGUUCAUUUUUGUGUAAAACUAAUGUCUCAGCAAAGGAAUUUGGCGCUGAUGAUAAUUAUAGCAUCCCGUUAUGUGCUGCUGUUGUCGAGUUAUCGGUUAUCGACAAGUACAAAAGUCCUAACGAAAAAAUGAAUUGUUUAUGCAGCACUUACGAUUUAGUAUUUGCGGAAAUAAAGACAGCAAUGGUUUCAGUAAUUUCAGAAAAGUCUGAUAAGGAAAUAGAAAUUCCUAUAAUUGACAACAAGGACAUAAUGCCAGUCCUUAUGGCAGUAAUUUUUAGGUCGAAAUUGCCUUACAUGUUAAGUAAUUUAUUUUAUAUUAAAUUUUUUUGCUUCAAGAUAGAAGAAAAUCGAGAAAUUUUUGAUAUUUUUAAAGCGUUUGAGUCUGCUGUUGAUAAAUUAAUUGAGUUGGAUAUUGAUACCAUGGAACCUAUGAAGGGACUUUUCCAAAGAAGUUUAGAUUUGGAAGAAUAUAUAAAAAUUACAUCUAAUUCUAAAGAAGAAAAAGUAAAAAAGUCAACUUUAAUCGAUAAAGCAAAUCAACGUGUUUUAAAUUUAAUAACACGAUCCACAAGCGAAGAUCAACUGUUUUAAUAAAAUAUAACAAACGCGAUAUUAUUGUUUAAUUGUGAUGCUAGAUUAGAUGUAAAUACAAAAAAAUAAAAAUAUACGUACAAUUUUUACUAUAUCUUUUUAAUAGAAAAUUAGAAAAAAAAUAACAGGCAGUU
This is a messenger RNA of Tribolium madens (black flour beetle), 1294 nucleotides long. RefSeq names its product ankyrin repeat domain-containing protein 27-like. The record is from RefSeq and is a predicted model, not a curated record. Gene Ontology annotation, cellular component: plasma membrane; early endosome; late endosome. Lineage: Eukaryota; Metazoa; Arthropoda; Insecta; Coleoptera; Tenebrionidae. Bases 261 to 1160 code for a protein of 299 amino acids. Gene Ontology annotation, biological process: early endosome to late endosome transport. Gene Ontology annotation, molecular function: guanyl-nucleotide exchange factor activity; SNARE binding. The transcript is spliced from 7 exons.